Saccharomycopsis crataegensis is the source of this 1122-nucleotide messenger RNA. It is a transcript of the gene RFC2, whose product is annotated as replication factor C subunit 2. The transcript is spliced from 2 exons. Lineage: Eukaryota; Fungi; Ascomycota; Saccharomycetes; Ascoideales; Saccharomycopsidaceae. The record is from RefSeq and is a predicted model, not a curated record. The coding region runs from base 1 to 1122 and encodes 373 amino acids. Gene Ontology annotation, molecular function: DNA binding; ATP hydrolysis activity; ATP binding. Gene Ontology annotation, cellular component: DNA replication factor C complex; nucleus. Gene Ontology annotation, biological process: DNA repair; DNA-templated DNA replication.
AUGUCCAUGGCAAGUUUUUUCAAUCAGCGGGCUCCCAAAAAGGCUAGCUCGAAAGAUGAUGGUGAUAGAAAAGCCCGUAUGCCUUGGGUUGAAAAAUACCGUCCUAAAAAUCUUGACGAUGUCUCGUCUCAAUCGCAUGCCGUCACUGUAUUGAAGAAGUCUUUACACACUUCUAAUCUUCCGCAUAUGCUUUUCUACGGUCCUCCCGGUACUGGUAAAACUUCAACAAUUCUUGCAUUGGCAAAGCAAUUGUACGGACCAGAGCUUUAUAAAACCCGGGUUUUAGAAUUAAAUGCCUCUGAUGAGCGAGGGAUUUCUAUUGUCAGGGAAAAAGUCAAGAAUUUCGCCAGGUUGACGGUGUCUAAUCCGUCAAAGGAAGAUUUGGCCAAAUACCCUUGCCCUCCAUACAAGAUCAUCAUUCUCGAUGAAGCUGAUUCUAUGACUAAUGAUGCACAGUCUGCCCUUAGAAGAACUAUGGAAACUUAUUCGGGGGUUACCAGAUUCUGUCUCAUUUGUAAUUAUAUAACGAGGAUCAUUGACCCAUUGGCAUCACGUUGCUCAAAAUUUAGAUUCAAACCUCUUGACAACACCGAUGCCUUAACAAGAUUGACCUAUGUUGCUAAUGAGGAAAAAGUGCAGUAUGAAGAUGGGGUGUUGGAAAAAAUCCUCGAUAUUUCACACGGGGAUCUCCGAAAGGCCAUUACUUUUCUACAAUCAGCGACAAAAUUACACGGAGUGGCUGAAGUCGAUGCCGAUGGAGAUAUAUCUAUAGAUGAACAAGGGGGAAAUAAUCAUGAAAGCUCAAAAAUUACCGUCACCAGUGUGCAGGAAAUCGCAGGGAUUGUCAGUGAUUCAACCCUCGAUGAAAUUGUUACAGCAGCAAGAACUCAUGAUUUCCAAGUUAUGUUUAAAUUAAGCAAAAAAUUGGCAGCAGAAGGCUGGAGUGCCACCCAAAUGUUGGAUCAGUUACACGACAAGUUGAUCUUGGACGACAGUUUAACAGGAACUCAGAAGAUUCAUAUCAGUUUUGCCCUUAACGAAACCGAUGAUAAGCUAUCCAAUGGGACUGAUGAACAAAUACAGUUUUUGAAUUUUCUUAGUAAACUUUCUCAGGUUCUAUAG